AUGCUGUCCACCAGGAGACAUGGUACCAGCAUCCUGACCGUAAAAGAAGUCCUGGAAAACGGGUUUGUGGCUGUGUCCUCCAGCCAUAUCCAUCCUUCUCCUGUCCAAAGUUAUUAUGUGGACUUUAGCAGUGCUUCCAAACCAGAUGCCUGGGAGGUUCUCAUGGACUUGGACAAUGCAACAAAAGGCAGUUCCCUGUGUGUUGUCAAGCAGUCAGAGUCUCUGAGCAACUGUGUGAAGACUGACCUGCACAGCCUCACCCAGAGCAUCUCUGACCUCAGCCAAGCUACCUUUGACCUCUUUAAUUGGCCUUGUGAGCACUCCAGCAGAGCUGGCUCCCUGAUGGAUAUCGCCUUGCAGAACACCUCAACGCCAUGCAAGAAAGAAAACCACCCCAAACUGCAGGAGAGCCUGCUCUCCAAGAGCACUGAGCUCAUCAGUGACCUCUCAACCUUUGGGAAGACACCAGCACCCAGAUGGGAGAUCUCAGCAAUAAAGGAUCCCCUGGAUACCAGCCUGUCCCUAGAUGUAAGUGCUGAGGAGCUGAAGCUCAUGGGAUGCCCCAAAUUGGACUCACCAACCCUGGAGACGUCUGUAGUAAUUCCUCUGGCUUGGCCUGGAGCUUUCAAAAGGCAUCCCACACUGCUCCACAGGUCUGUCACCCUCGAGACCCAGCUGAACGAUCCUGACCCCAUCCCUGUUUCUGCAUCAGGCUCUGUGAUGCUGCUGCCCUGGGGCACGGCGGGCUGCGAGGUGCCAUCCUGGGGCCCUUCUGUGCCACAGAGGAGCGAGUGUGUGGAGCUGCCGCCCAUCCAUGCUGCGGCACAGCAGGUGAAGCCCUCCCGCCCUGCCCUGAGCCAGCGGCCGCUCACACCUGCUGACAGGUUCACUCUCUCCUCCCGGGGCGACAGACACGGCCAGCUGCUGGAUGCAGGAGGCUCAGACUGGUGA
Molecule: messenger RNA, 951 nt
Organism: Indicator indicator
Lineage: Eukaryota; Metazoa; Chordata; Aves; Piciformes; Indicatoridae
Exons: 1
Coding region: 1-951 (316 amino acids)
Source: RefSeq, a predicted model, not a curated record